AUGAAAGAGCGUCUCCCGACCGCGUCGGCUCGAAUCCGCGAAAACCAGCGGCGUUCUCGCGCACGACGCAAGGAGUACACCCAGCACCUUGAGGAACAGCUACGGUCAUUCCAAAGACUUGGCAACCUAUAUUCCAUCGACAACUUCCUCACAACCAACAACUUCCUCACAACCAACAACUUCCUCACAACCAACAACUUCCUCACAACCAACAACUUCCUCACAACCAACAACUUCCUCACAACCAACAACUUCCUCACAACCAACAACUUCCUCACAACCAACAACUUCCUCACAACCAACAACUUCCUCACAACCAACAACUUUACACUCGACGGUGGUACCAAAUGA
Penicillium cinerascens is the source of this 351-nucleotide messenger RNA. RefSeq lists its product as uncharacterized. Bases 1 to 351 code for a protein of 116 amino acids. NCBI's taxonomy places the organism in Eukaryota, Fungi, Ascomycota, Eurotiomycetes, Eurotiales, Aspergillaceae. The transcript is spliced from 2 exons. The record is from RefSeq and is a predicted model, not a curated record.